This is a messenger RNA of Priceomyces carsonii, 654 nucleotides long. It is a transcript of the gene RPL10A, whose product is annotated as 60S ribosomal protein uL1. Bases 1 to 654 code for a protein of 217 amino acids. The record is from RefSeq and is a predicted model, not a curated record. Gene Ontology annotation, biological process: maturation of LSU-rRNA; translation. Gene Ontology annotation, molecular function: RNA binding; structural constituent of ribosome. Lineage: Eukaryota; Fungi; Ascomycota; Pichiomycetes; Serinales; Debaryomycetaceae. The transcript has a single exon. Gene Ontology annotation, cellular component: cytosolic large ribosomal subunit.
AUGUCAAAAAUCGCUUCAUCUCAGGUUCGUGAACACGUCCAAAAGUUAUUGGAAUUCUCUAACGAAACCAAGAAGAGAAACUUCUUGGAAACCGUUGAAUUGCAAGUUGGUUUAAAAAACUACGACCCUCAAAGAGAUAAACGUUUCUCUGGAACUUUAAAAUUACCUCAGGUUCCUAGACCUAACAUGACCAUCUGUAUCUUUGGUGAUGCCUUUGAUGUAGACAGGGCCAAGUCUGUCGGAGUUGAUGCUAUGUCUGUUGACGACUUGAAAAAGUUGAACAAGAACAAAAAGUUGAUCAAGAAAUUAGCAAAGAAGUAUAACGCUUUUAUUGCUUCUGAAGUUUUGAUUAAGCAGGUUCCAAGGUUGUUAGGUCCUCAAUUAUCUAAGGCUGGUAAGUUCCCAACCCCAGUUUCUCACAAUGAUGACUUGUAUAGUAAAGUCACUGAUGUUAAAUCCACCAUCAAGUUUCAAUUGAAGAAGGUUUUGUGUUUGGCUGUUGCAAUUGGUAAUGUUGAAAUGGAAGAAGAUAUCUUAGUUAACCAAAUUAUGAUGUCUGCUAAUUUCUUGGUUUCCUUGUUGAAGAAGAACUGGCAAAAUGUUGGCUCAUUAGUCAUUAAGUCGACCAUGGGUCCCUCUUUCAGAAUCUACUAG